Molecule: messenger RNA, 3135 nt
Organism: Cuscuta campestris
Lineage: Eukaryota; Viridiplantae; Streptophyta; Magnoliopsida; Solanales; Convolvulaceae
Source: the annotation of a GenBank genome assembly
CUCUCACUAAACAACUCUCUGCAAUCAACAAUGGAUUCUCCGCCGUAUAACGCCGCUCCCUUCCGUUCCCAAUGGCUUCUCAAGCUCCUGGCCUUCAUCUUCAUCGCCCAGGUGACAAAAGCUAUGCAGACACCCUCGGAUCGAGGCUCGCAUCGCCAACGCCCGGCUAUCAAAAAGACCUUCACAGACAUCCUGAGAUCUCAACCAAGCGAAGCCCAGAAUAGAAUCGGAAGAUACAGAGGAUUCCCUGCUGUUUCCUUCACCCCAGAUGAGGUAAUUUCCCUUUCAAUCCCAUACCAGUUCGCACUUGUGGGUCGGUUCUUGAAAUCAAGACCUCCUCUAGAGGUUAUCCGUAAAAGCUUUGAGCAGAUAGGGUUCAAACCAGGUUUCACCGUUGGAUUACUAUCUCCUUCCCUGAUUCUUAUAAAUUUUGAAUGCACAAUUGAUUAUCAACGUUGCUUCUCAAGAAGGCUGUGGAAUAACAAUGGAAGCCAGAUGGUGGUGACCAAAUGGACCCCUUCUUUCCAUGCUGACUCUGAGAGCUCUGUUUUUCCGGUUUGGGUGUCUCUAACCCAUCUGCCCAUCCAUCUUCAAGAAGCUAAGGCCUUGCACUCUAUUGCGAGCUCCAUCGGUCACCCAUUAAUGAUGGAUGCAUCUACAGCAGCAAAAACUCGACCAUCAAUGGCCAGAUUCUGCGUCGAGAUUGAUAUUUCUAAAGACCUCCUAAAGAAAAUAUGGAUUGAUAAUGGCGGGUUGGGAUUCUUCCAACCGGUAACCUAUGAAAAACUACCAGAAUUCUGCAUUCAGUGUAAAAAGUCCGGUCAUUUAGAUGGAAAAUGCUCAAGUAUGGACAACCUUAUUUCCAAGAAUGAAUUGUCCAAGAACAACUUGUCAAAAACCUGGUGCCCCAUUUCCAAGCAUGAAGUGUCCAAGGAAAAUUUGCCAAAAACAGCUGCUGUGAUGAUAGAGCCCAUUCUCAAUAUCCCAUGUGAGUUGGGUCCCAAACUUGACAACAAAACUUCAUGUGAUAUGAACGUGACUGACCCAAGCACUGCAGGACAUAAGAAGUCAGAGGUAGACCAUCAUGUCUCGGAUUUAUCCCCAGAUCCUAAGGGAGAUGAACUCACACCUCAAGAAGAUAUGGAGAUUAACCUCACUGCCUUUUGUAAAGAGGACAAUCCCAAUACUCAAGCUCUAAAUGUUCAAAGUGAUUUUCCAACUGAUAGCCACAAUGACGUGCAAAAUUCUAGUGAUGAAUCUGGAAAAGAACUGUUAACUACCAAUACUGCAGCUGUUGUUAAUCAGGAUGGAGUGUGUGAUCCCACUGAUGCUACUGUUUCUUAUGAAGUAGAUGAGCAAUCAGAAGCUGAGGCCCAAUAUGAUAUGGAAAAGCUAACUAAGGAAGCAGAUUUGGAACAUACACAAGAACAAAUAAUUGAGGAAAGCAUGGAUGGUAUGACUGCCCAAAAUGCUUACUGUGUAGGAAAUACAAUCAACUUGGAUGAAUUUCCAGUACUCACAAGACAGAAUAUUGAGGAGGAUGUACACACUCCAACCGAGAAUGUGGAGACGGGUUUACACACUCCAACCGAGAUAGAGAAGGAUGACACAACAGGGACUAUAACGUUGAUGGCUGAAGAUACAACAAAGGAAACCACAUCACCAAACAUUCCAGAUACCAACAUAGGUUCGAUCCUCCACUCUUUUGAGCUUGAAGGAUUUGGACACUUGAAUGGUUUUCUUGCUCCUUCUUCUUCUUCCUUAACAUACUACCAUGGAGUUGGAGUUUUCUUUUCUUCUUCUUGUUGCUGCCGACAGAGGGAGGGAGAGAUGGAGAGAGGAACUUCUCAAGCUCUUUCUAAUACCAUAAGAUUCGUUGGUCUACUUGGUAGUCAUGCUCUUGGUAGCAAUCCAAGGUUCAUGGCUACAGCGGUUGAUCUAGGACGUGAAUUGGUAAGGCGAAAAAUCAGACUUACCUACGGAGGAGGCAACGUUGGCCUUCAAGGAGCUGUAGCUUCAACAGUCUAUAAUAAUGGUGGUAGAGUCAGAGGUUUCAUACCAGGGUAUAUAGCAACACGAGGGGUCUAUGGACCAACAUAUGGUGCGGAGUACACCGUCUCCAGCAAUUACUAUAAGUAUUUCGAGAUGAAUCAUAUUGUGAAAGCCUUCAUUGUACUUCCUGGAGGGAUUGACACUAUAGAAGGUUUGUUCACCUUAAAUCAUUAGUCGUUUCAUAGCAAGGCAUCAUUUCAUUCAACAAGGUCGAGAUGUCUAUAGCUUUUAACAAACAGACUCUGGAUCGCGACCCAUUUAAAAAUAUUUUCAGAGUAAUACGGAAGUACAAUAAUAAACAAAUCAUGACACAUUUAAAAAUCUGAUGAUCAACAUUUGCCUGCCAUCCUUGCAUCUCCUCUGACUCAAUGCCCUCCGGGAGUGGUUCCAUCAUUGUCUUCUUGUUACCUACGUGUAGUCAACGAAAAAUACAAACUACACGCUCAGCGAAACCGCUGAGUGGUACCACACUAGAAUUGUAGAAUGAUUCUCAGACAUAUACAUAUACAUAUAUAUACGUCCACAAAAUGUAUAGUAACAUUCAUGAUAUGACACAUAUUAUCAUAUGGUCAAUUUGAUGAAUCAUGAUGAUAAAUAUUUAAUGAUAAUUACUUGAUGGCAUAUUUAAUCAAUAUAAUUAUUCUUGAUGAUGAUUACAUGACACCUAUGUAAUCAAUAUAAUUGUUCUUGAUGAUGAUUACAUGACACCUAUGUAAUCAAUGUACUUGAUGAUGAUAACAUAAUUUCACAUUUAAUCAAUUUGAUUGUUCUUGAUGAUGAUUACAUGACACCUAUGUAAUCAAUGUACUUGAUGAUGAUAACAUGAUUUCACAUUUAAUCAAUUUGAUUGUUCUUGAUGAUGGUAACAUGAUGCAUGAUCCUAUAACUUGCAAGGACACCCUUGCGCUAUGAGAUUCGCCCAUUUGGUACGACGAACUCACGCGGCCAUAGUCUCACGAAUGAGGUGAGACUAGAAAAAUAGGGGUGGUACUCGAAACCUGAAUACCAUGUACGUACACUAAGCCCGGAACGGGUGAUGUCGGACUAGUAAGUCCCGCACAUCACGCUAUAAGAGACGCAAUU